Molecule: messenger RNA, 2085 nt
Organism: Helicoverpa armigera (cotton bollworm)
Lineage: Eukaryota; Metazoa; Arthropoda; Insecta; Lepidoptera; Noctuidae
Product: GPN-loop GTPase 1
Exons: 9
Coding region: 111-1235 (374 amino acids)
Molecular function (GO): GTPase activity
Source: RefSeq, a predicted model, not a curated record
AUAACAAUCUGUCAAUUUCGCAUGUUUCAUUCUACAAAAUCUAGUAUCUUUGUAUUAUUUGCCUUAAAAUAAAAUUUUAAGUGCUGAAACAACACAGUCAUUUAACAAACAUGUCUACAAGUGAACCUAAGCCCGAAGCAAUGGAGGAAGACUCAAAGAAACCAAUAUGUUUGAUCAUUUUAGGCAUGGCUGGUGCUGGCAAGACUUCUUUUACGCGGCGGCUGUCUAAUAAAGUCGUGGAAGGCUCCAGGCCUUACCUGAUUAACUUAGAUCCGGCAUGCAGAGAAGUGCCUUAUCCUGCUAACAUUGACAUUAGAGACACAGUGAACUACAAAGAAGUUAUGAAGCAAUAUGGUCUGGGUCCCAAUGGAGGCAUAGUGACAGCUCUCAACUUGUUCUCCACAAAGUUCGGACAAGUUGUGGACCUUAUUGAGAAGGCUGGCAAGAAACAUAAGUACUGUAUUAUUGACACACCAGGUCAAAUAGAAGUAUUCACCUGGUCAGCCUCAGGUACAAUUGUGACAGAAGCGUUAGCAUCAUCCUGUCCCACUGUAGUGGUUUAUGUAAUGGAUACCGUCCGCAGUGUGUCACCUGUCACGUUUAUGUCCAAUAUGUUGUAUGCAUGCUCCAUAUUGUAUAAGACGAGGCUGCCUUUCAUAGUUGUGAUGAACAAGACGGACGUAGUAGACAACUCCUACGCAGUUGAAUGGAUGCGGGACUUCGAGGCGUUCCAAGAAGCGUUAGACGCUGAAGGCGAGGGCGAGACGGAAGGCGGGAACACAUACAUUGGCAACUUGACUCGGUCUAUGGCAUUGGCACUAGAUACAUUCUACUCAGAUCUGCGGUGCUGUGGUGUUAGCGCUCAUACUGGGGAUGGGUUAGAUGAAUUCUUUAAACUGGUUGACGAAGCAGCUGAAGAGUAUGAAAAGGAAUACAAAGCAGACUGGCUGAAGAUGCGCGCAGAAAAAUUGGAAGAGGAAAAACGAAAGGCAGAAGAAUUGAAAAAUAAAGGUCCAGACGACACGAUUAUAGACAAGAAAAAGCUAAUAGAAGAGGUGUCAAGCGGUCGCGAGCUCAGUGACAUGUAUCUCAAACAUCCUGCCAACGAGAGCUCUAGUGACGAGGAGGGCACGGAGAAUCAACCUGAAGAAGAUGACAAACCAGCUGAUGUAGCGAUGUUCCAAGAGUUCAUCAGAAAACAUGUUAAACCUAACAAUACUGGGAACAACACGUAAAUGUUAGUUUAAGAAUUUACCUACCUGUAAAUAUAGAUAAGAGUAUUUUUAUACAAUUCCGCUUGAUGCUUUAAAAUUUGUAGAAAAUAAAACCAUUUUUUUUUUCUAAACUAUGUGUUUUUAUUCGAUUAAAAGUAUGUGGCAACACAACCCUGCAAUAUUUUGAAAAAAUAAUUUUGAGAAUAUUAAAUUAAUAGGUACCUAAUUAAAAAUUACAAUAUUUAGGUGCAAUGUGCAAAGUUGGUUAAACUUAAAUACUUUUCUCAAAAUAUUAAAGCUAUGAACAACUCAAGUCUUUGUGAUAAGGUUAAAAUAUUUAUUUUACUUUGUUUUUUUCUGUAGUGUCACACAAAAAAUAUCGAAAAAUAAAUAAGACGAUACAAAUAAUAAAUACUUAAAAAUAUUUACAGUAAACAUAAUCACAUUUUAAAUUAAUUAAAUAGACCGGCACUUGAAAUGGAGUGAAUCUUCUUAAAAUUAAGACUAAAACUAAACACGAACAUUUAAAGCGAUUAAAUCCGAAAAUAACUAAAAAUUAGAUGUAAGUGAAUGGCCGAUUUAACUUUGAAGAUAUUUAUAAUGUUGGAAAUUAUAAGGUGCACUGAAAAACAAUUAUAAUUAGCAAAUAUUCUUCGAUGGUUUUAUUUAUUCGGUUCAUACAGUAUAGCAUCAUUUUUUUUUACAAAAAUAUUUGUUAGAGAUAUCUUUGAAGCAAAGAAUUGACAUUUGGUUAUGUCAUUUCAUACAACGAAUUUUGUGAACACGACAUUGUGAUUUUAAGUACAAACAAAAAAGUUAUUCUGCAUUAUUCUAACAUCACAGACAUCUAAAUUCAAUACUAGUCACAUUG